Messenger RNA from Eutrema salsugineum, 745 nucleotides. RefSeq names its product calcium-binding protein CML42. The record is from RefSeq and is a predicted model, not a curated record. The transcript has a single exon. Gene Ontology annotation, molecular function: calcium ion binding. NCBI's taxonomy places the organism in Eukaryota, Viridiplantae, Streptophyta, Magnoliopsida, Brassicales, Brassicaceae. The coding region runs from base 71 to 640 and encodes 189 amino acids.
UCACUCGUCGAUUAUAAUUCCAAAACGAAGAAGAAGAAGAAGAAGAAGAAGAAGAAGGAAGAAGAAGACAAUGGAGAGCAACGGCGAGAAUAAGAAAGUUACGAUACAGUCGUCAUCGUUCAGGCUUCGAAGCCCAAGCCUAAACGCUCUUCGUCUCCAACGUAUCUUUGAUUUGUUCGACAAAAACGGCGACGGAUUCAUCUCCGUCGAGGAGCUAAGCCAAGCUCUCUCCCGUCUCGGCCUCAACGCAGAUAUCUCCGAUCUCAAAUCCACCGUCGAGUCAUACAUCCAGCCUGGAAACACCGGUCUCAACUUCGACGAUUUCUCCGCCCUCCACAAGACCCUCGACGAAUCCUUCUUCGGCGGAGCAGGAGAAGACGAUGAUUCUUCUUCGCCGGAAUCCGCCGCCGCAAACGAAUCGGAUCUCGCGGAGGCGUUUAAGGUGUUCGACGAGAACGGCGACGGGUUCAUCUCCGCGAGGGAGUUGCAGACGGUUCUGAAGAAGCUUGGGUUGCCUGAAGGAGGAGAGAUGGAGAGAGUGGAGAAGAUGAUCGUCUCCGUUGACCGGAAUCAAGAUGGUCGCGUUGACUUUUUUGAAUUCAAGAACAUGAUGCGCACCGUCGUCAUUCCUUCUUCUUGAUUUCGUAAAACAAAUAUUUUUCCCAUAAAGAUUAUUAUUACUUUUUUUGUUCUUAAUUUGUUUUCAGUUCUUUAUAUUCGCAGAUGUAAAAUUAAUUUCAAUUUA